Messenger RNA from Nannospalax galili (Upper Galilee mountains blind mole rat), 3442 nucleotides. RefSeq names its product zinc finger protein OZF-like. Gene Ontology annotation, biological process: regulation of cytokine production; regulation of immune system process; negative regulation of transcription by RNA polymerase II. The record is from RefSeq and is a predicted model, not a curated record. NCBI's taxonomy places the organism in Eukaryota, Metazoa, Chordata, Mammalia, Rodentia, Spalacidae. The transcript has 5 exons. The coding region runs from base 483 to 2156 and encodes 557 amino acids.
UUCCCUUUCUGCCCCCUCCUCUCCAUUCAGCCCACCUCCUGUUCUCCCUCCCUCUCUCUCCCCCUCCAUCCUUCCUCCUAGGGUAUCGACCCAGGCGACCCCAGACCCAGAAAUCAUAAGGUUCCUAAGAGAAGCUGAGUCAACCAACUCCCAGCCGCCUGCAAGUUAACAAGAGUAGCUCAGGGAAUUAGCACCAAUGUACUGUGAUCACCAGAGCAUGCUCCACAGGCUGACAAACAGGUUUUCCCAAGCCCUUAGCUGCACUUAAUUCCUGGAACCCUCAGUGGCCAGCUUCAGAGGGAGUCCACAGUCAACCUACAAGACAGUACAGCGACUGGCAGUGCCCAGGGGCUCCAGAAAGAUGUGCACCUCCCAAUGUUCUGUUACAGGGCUCGCUGUCAUUCAAGGAUGUGGCUGUGGGCUUUACCCUGGAAGAGUGGCAGUUACUGGACUCUGGUCAAAAGAAACUGUACCAAGAUGUGAUGCUGGAAAAUUAUAGCAACCUGGUAUCUGUGGGGUAUCAAGUUGCCAGCACAGAUGGAUUCCUUCUCUUGGAACAAGGAGAACCGUGGAUGGUACAGGAAGAAAUCCAAAGUCACAUUCAUUCAAAAGAUUCCUGGCAAGACAGUGAUGCUACAGAAUGGUGCCAAGAAAACCAGUGCAGCCUUGAAGCUUGCAAGAGAGACUCCAAACAUGAUGACCUUGGAAAAAUACCUCCUCCUAUUUCCCAGCAUGCCAUCUCUCCAGCACAGAGAUCUCCUACGUUUGAUACACUUGGGGAACAUUUGAAACCUAAUACAGAGCGCAUUGUCUGGAAUGGAAGCUAUACAAGAGAUGAAAUUGAACUUAAUGGAUGGGAUCAUUCUUUUCCUGAUAUUAAACCUGAAGAAAUUCAUACUGGAAAACAGCCCAAUGACCAUAAUGAAUGCGUGCAAACUGUCAGUCAUAAGUCAGAGCUCAUCAAACACUGGGAAGGUCAAGGAGAAGAGAAGCCUGGCUGCAGCAAUGAUAGGAAAACGUCUCCCCAGAAGUCACACCUCACUGAGCACCAAGUAACGCACACAGGGCAGAAACUCUACAGCUGCAAAGAAUGUCAGAAAUCCCUUGCCAAGGAGUCCCAUCUUACAUCACACCAGAGUACCCAUGUGCCUGAUAAGUGCAAUAAAUGUGGGAAAGUCUUUUCAGAUAAGUCAUGCCUUGAUAAACAUCAGAAAACUCACACAGGAGGGAAACACUUUAAGUGUCAGAUGUGUCAGAAAAGCGUCAGUGAAGAAUCACAACUUGCUUUACAUCAGAGAACUCAUAUAGAGAAGUCCUACCACUGUGGCGAAUGUCAGAAAAGCCUCAGCAGUAACUCACAGCUCAGUAGUCACCAGAGCGUCCACACAGAAGAGCAUCUCUAUGCCUGUGAUAAAUGUGGGAAAACUUUCCCCUUGAAGUUUAGCCUUAUUUUACAUCAAAAAGCACAUGUAGGUGAAAAACCAUAUGAAUGCAGUCAGUGUGGGGAAGCCUUUAACCAAAGAUCUGAGCUCGUUAGACAGCAGAGAACUUACACUGGGGAGAAACUUUAUCUUUGCAGUGAGUGUGGGAAACACUUUGGUGUGCAAUCAUUUUGCAGUGCCCCCGGGAGAACUAUGGGAGAGAAGAGCUGGAGAUGCCAUGAAUGUGGAAAAGCAUUCCCGAUCAAGUUCAGUCUCAUCCUACACCAAAGAACUCACGCAGGUACGAAACCUUAUAAAUGCAGUCAGUGUCAAAAAUCUUUCACCCAGAAGUCUUAUCUCACCACCCAUCAGAAGUCUCACACUGCAGAGGAACCAUAUACAUGCCUUGGAUGUGGGAAGAUGUUCUCUUACAAGUUCAAUCUCAUGAUUCAUCAGAGAAUCCAUGCAAAAGAGCAACUCUACGGACACAGUGAAUAUGGGAAGACUUUUCCCAUGCAGCGUAGCCUGGCUUUAUAUCAGAAAACACAUCCAGGAGAGAAACCCUCUACGUACAGUGAAUGCCAUAAAUCCCUUGGCCAGAAGUCCCAUCGCAUUACACAUCAAAGAACUCAAACAGGUGAGAAGACUUAUGAAUGUACUGAGUGUUGGAAAACUUUCUCCCACAAGUUCAGCCUCCUUCUACAUCAGAAUACUCACAAAGGAAAGAAGUCAUGAAUGCAGAGAAAGGGACUCGCUCUUUAUACCACAGAGCUUACCGAGGAAGUCAGCAAAUGUAGAUAAGCUUUCUCUUCAAAGUUACAUGUCAUUUCUGAUUAGAGAAUAGUGCCAGGCAGAAUGUAACCGUUUGAAUUUAGGCCAGAGGGCAUAAACAGGUAACGACAUCUGUAAAUGUAGUGAUUGUGUGGAUGUUGUCAGCACAAAGCUCAGCUGUACUGUGAUCAGAGAAUUAACAUUGAAGAAGAAAUUCUGCACCUAAAUGAAUCCAGGAUCACAGCUCAUGAAUUUCAGUUUAUGGGAAAAAUCAUUUUUCUUCUGUUUUGAUAUCGGCAGUAUUGUAGGAAGUAUUGGAUAUGUAAAUAAAUGUGCAUGUCAGAAGAAAAGCAAAUCAGAAUAAUAUUUGAAUAUGUAAGCAUUUUAUAUGUAUUUUGUUAUAAAAAUUAUUGUUCAUAUUUGGAAAUUGCAGGUGUUAGUAAAUCAUUUUUUGUAAGAAAUCUCAAUGCAGUGAUGGACAACUUUCCCUCCACUGUCCUUGGGCAUUUAUAAAUUGAUCUGGGUGGGCUGGGAUUUCCUUGACUAAAACCUUAUCGCCUCUGUUCUAAAAUAGACAUUCCCUCCAUGUAUUACUAGUGCUGACAUUAAAAUGUAGCAGAGGACAAGUCACUGGUUAUAGUUAUAGGAAAGUUUAGUGCUCAAAAUAGUGCCUUACUAUAUAACCAAAAAUGUCAGAGUGGAUGAAAUACGGAAAUCAUUAGAAAGGAUAUUGUUUAGACAACUGGGUACUUUAGCGUUGAGGAAGGUCACCCUUCACAGCUUCACAGAUUGUGUGCCCAUUUGAAUAUACAUGGACUGAGAGAUUGUCCCUGAUACUGAAUAGGGAGCUAUUUAAUAUUAAUGUAGUCAAUAUAUAUGUGUGUGUGUAUACUUAUACACAUAUAUAUAUAGAUGGAGAUGAUAGAUUAGAUAGAUGAUGGAUAGAUAGAUAGAUAGAUAGAUAGAUAGAUAGAUAGAUAGAUAUAACUUGAUUUGGAUAUUAUGGCUUGAUCCUGUGGUAAGAUAAAAUAUAUUUCUGUUUCUUUCACACACUAGGUAUGCUUCCCUUACAAAGAGCAUAACCCAAAUAUUAGAGUUGUGUUAGUGUCUUCCUUAGAAGGCAGGAAAGUCUAAAUUCUGUUUUUCUGUUUUUGGUUUUGGUUUGUUUUUGUUUUUGUUUUGUCUUUGAGACAUGGUCUCCUUGUAGCUCCAGCUGUCCUGGAAUUUACUAUGUAGACCAGGCUGGCCUC